CGCGCGGGGCUCUCUUCCCCCUCUCUGAUUGGUGCGCUACUCUGGUGUCGUCACUUCCUCUGGAGCGUGAGGAGGAUGUGUGGUAGGGGGCGUGAGGGAACUUGAAAGUCUGUGGUGCUGAUCUUGCAUUCUGCUGUAGCAAAUGAGUCACUAAGGCAUUAGCCAGUCCUGUAGAUGAGGAAAUACAUGUGCCAGUUUGUUUUGCCUUCUGCUUUGAAACCCAAGAGCAUAUCUUGGUGAAAUGUUUUGCUAACCCUGGGAGCACAUGAAUGCAAGACAUCUCCUGACUGCUUCUGUAAUUUCUGUCCAGAACUCCAACUUUGUGUAUCCUUCAUGUCAAAACUGCUUUUCCAGGCUACUCCUAGAUUUGAAGCGGUACAGUUGCCUGAAAUGUGGCUGCUCAGGUGACCCUAGGGAAGCGAACUACAGGUAUCGACUCUCACUAGAGGUAGCUGACAGUCGUGAUAUAUUUGAGGUGACAGUAUUUGGAAGCUGUUUGGAUACUUUCUUUGGAGUGACAGCAAAGGGACUGCAGAGGUACAUUGAAGAACUGAAACAAGAAGCAAGAGAACCAGACAGGGAUGCAGUUCCGGGUGUGGUAUUUCAAGCAGUUGAAACGUGCUUCCUUGGGAAGAAAUUUGUCUUUGGAGUUAAGGAUUCUGAUAAGCAGGAUGGCACUGGCUCCAUGCAAAAUAGCUGCCGAAUUGACAAGAACUCCAGCGCUCUCACUGCCUGUCAGAUGUUUGUACCAAACUCUGGUCUUGUGGGCUGCACUGUUAUCCAAUACCUCCAGGAGCUGCAAUGUUCUUACCCCAAGUGUAGCCAUGGGGGCUUCUGGUCUCCUGACCACUUUGCGGCAGUUGAUCAACCAAGCAGAGAGUUCAGUGGCCUGUAUGGCUCUGGAACCUUGGGUGCAGUUCCAUCAUGUUGCAUAGAUGUUCUUUCAAGUCUCUGGCCUCAAUCGUUUGGACUAAAUUCCUCCAGUGUUUCUUCAGGAACAACCGCUGAUCUUGUAGCUCUAAGUACAAGCAAGGCUGCCCAGGAUGAGCCAAACUCGGAUGAUAGUCCAAUUUCCUUGCAUAGCCUGUCAGUCUUCAAGCCCCAGGACCGUAACCUGACUGUGAAUACGAAAAAAGAACAGAAAGAUAAGAAAUGUCAUUUGCACCAUCGCACUGAAAAGAGUGAAGCAGGCUAUUCCUCAUUAAGAAGAAAAGUCUGCAGAUCAUUGCUGAGCCCAUUAAUUUUAGAGGACAGAGACUCUCCUCUGAGAAAAAUUAGCACCCAGUGCAGCGAUGGGCUUGAAAAAUCAUGGACCUCAUUGCCACCCCAGACAUACGAUGGAUCUCUUCCCCCCCUUGCUCCAUCUUCCAGUCACAUUAGAGCAAGUGGAAACUCUCAAGAAGACCCAUGGCUUUGGGAUGAGCUGCCAUCAUCUGAAAGUUUCAAUGAAUUCAUUGCCAAAAUUGAAAAUGACAAAGCCACGGUGUUGCCAACAGAAGCUGGUGUUCUGGAGCAUUUCCCCAGUCAGGGGGCUGAUGAAUUUCAUGGACCUUUUAAGCAGUCGUCUCCUAAGCCAGGCAUUUGCAGUGCCAAUUUCAUUACUGAAGAGUCAGGUGAGAAACUGAAGAAGCUAGCUGGGAAGAUGGAAAUGUGCAAAGAAGAUAAUUUCCCUUGCCACCAGCUGAAUCUUCCAUGCUUCAGUAGCAACAGAUAUCACCAAGAAGCCUCUUACACCUCUUUACCCACUGAAGAAAAGGAAAAUUGGGGGUGUUGGGCCACCCAGCACCCAGAUCUUUCACCUUGGUCCACCCUAACUGGAAUUAAAUGUUCUCAUUCAAAGGGAAGCUGUCUGUCAUCAAAGGAAGGAGUUGGCCAAGAUGUCAGUAGUUGUAAGAGUCUCAAUUCCUGCUCAUCUACCAACAACAGUCUCAAAAGCCCUUGUUUACAAACCAGGAAGACUACCCACUUAAACUGUAAAGGUGAUGGUAAUUUAGGCAAAUGGGAAAAUAAAGGAAGUGUUAACGAUCAGCUAAACCAAAUGGCUGAUCUCAUAAACACCCAGGAACAGGGUUUCACCCAGGCAACUUGUGAAAAAACAGACAAAGUUUGUGAAAAAGAGAGAGAGUUGUUCUCAGAAGUGCAAAAUUAUAAUUUUAGUGAGGCUGAGGUCAGCGGUUCCGAUUGUCCUGAGGGUAGUUACAAUGCUUCAGCUGAUCUCUUUGAUGCUAGUACCAGACAGGCAGAAGCCACUGUACGAAUGUUCAACUUGGCACAAGCUUUCUCUCCACAGGAGGGCACACUGAACAAGGAGUGUAUAAGAUCUGAAGCCACGCUGAGCGAGCAAGAUGCUAGCUGGAAUACUUCUUGGCAUGGGCUGUCCUUACAUAAAAUGUUCACUACGCCUCAUCAGAAAACAAGCACCCCAGUUGCUGGUUCCAUAUCUGAGUUUGAGCACAGCCUUGCAAGUACUCCAGGCUUUGUGCCUGAUUCCCAGUCAACUCCUCUUUCCAGACCUUGUCGACAAGUAAGCCUCCCUAGAGGGAGGGAAUCCAUUCUUACCAAAUUGCCACAGAAUAAAUUGUCUUGGAUCAAUGCCAGAUGCAAAAGACCCAGGCCUUCCUUGAAUUUUUUUUUAGCGAAACAGCUUUUCAGCAAGUUCCCGCAAUCUAGAAGGUCGAGCGAUGCAAAUUCUGUUAGCAUCAGUGCAUCUGGUCCUCAGCAGCUAUCUAUCAAAGGAAGUCCAGCCCAGAGGCUGUCUGAAAACGAUGAUGAGGAAUGGAUUCCUCCGUCGGAUAAAAAAUGGAUACGUCCAAUUGCUUUCCAGAAUGGAAAAACUUUGAGGAGCGAUGCCAAUUGUCAAGUUGCAGAAAAGUCUCCUCUUUCUGAAAACAAAGUAAGGUUUGUGAUUCCAAAGUCUAAUGUUAGCUUAAGGAAGGUGGAAUUCAUUCAUAAAAGGCAACAGCUGACAGAGACUAGAUUUGAGGAUGGACCUGUUCCUGAAGAUGGUGUUCAUCUCAGACAGCUCAUGAGUGAAUCCCCUGGCAGCAUGCAUAACACUGCAGAUUGGUCUUCUGAACUGUUCAUGUAAUAAAACAGCCAGCUCUCCUGCUUGGAGGCCACUUUGUCAAAUUCAUCUGCUU
This is a messenger RNA of Lacerta agilis (Sand lizard), 3140 nucleotides long. It is a transcript of the gene DDIAS, whose product is annotated as DNA damage induced apoptosis suppressor. NCBI's taxonomy places the organism in Eukaryota, Metazoa, Chordata, Lepidosauria, Squamata, Lacertidae. Gene Ontology annotation, cellular component: nucleus; cytoplasm. Gene Ontology annotation, biological process: negative regulation of intrinsic apoptotic signaling pathway in response to DNA damage. The transcript is spliced from 6 exons. The record is from RefSeq and is a predicted model, not a curated record. Bases 266 to 3088 code for a protein of 940 amino acids.